ACAACAGCACUCACAACAACACACAAAACAACACCAACCUAUAAAGAUAACGUCGCCAUCACAUGAGCAUGUCGUCUCAUUGCUUCCUCUCUCUCCCCGCUCCCUCUACUCCCCCAUCAUGUCGCUCCCCCUCCAACCUCGCUGGGUAUCGAUAUUCCACCGCCGAGCUUUCCCGUCUUCCGGGUGUUUGGCCUUCCGGGGAUAACGACAAGCGACUUCGCUUCGAUAUUCGACCCAGAUGUAGCGCCAUAUCCAAGCCUCUCACCGAAGAAUAUGACGUGCUUCAAAAUGGUCUGCCAAUUAUCGAGUGGCAAGAGAUUGUGGAAGAUGACUUGGGAGUUGAAGGAGUUGAGGUUGCUUAUCCAUCGAGUGAGAUCGAGAAAUGUGUCGAAGCAACCAAGUCGAUGCUGUGGUCGAUGAGCGAUGGAGAAAUAAGUAUAUCAGCCUACGAUACGGCUUGGGUUGCUCUUGUAGAGGAUGUCGGCGGGAGCGGUAAACCACAGUUCCCAGAAGCUCUGCAGUGGAUCGCGGACAAUCAGCUUCCCGACGGUUCUUGGGGCGACGAUCUCAUCUUCUCCCCCCAUGAUCGAAUCAUCAACACCUUGGCUUGUGUCGUAGGUCUAAAGUACUGGAAGAUUCAUCCUGACAAGUGCGAAAAAGGAAUGUCAUUCUACAAAGACAACAUAUCUAAACUUGGAGAGGAGAACUCCGAGCACAUGCCCAUUGGGUUUGAAGUUGCUUUUCCUUCGCUCAUCGAGACCGCUCGGAAAUUGGAGCUCGAGAUAUGCGACAACUCUCCCGUCUUGCAAGAGAUAUACAAGAAGAGGAAUCUGAAGCUCAACAAGAUACCAAAGGACAUAAUGCACCAAGUGCCCACAACUCUACUCCAUAGCUUGGAGGGAAUGGAGGGCUUGAAUUGGGAAAAGCUUCUGACAUUGCAGAGCGCAGAUGGGUCAUUCUUGUUCUCUCCCUCCUCCACUGCAUUUGCACUCAUGCAAACCAAGGAUGCCAAUUGCUUGAAUUAUUUAAGUAGAGCGGUCAAAAGAUUCCAUGGAGGAGUCCCGAACGUGUAUCCGGUUGACUUGUUCGAACAUAUGUGGGCCGUUGACCGUUUGCAGCGACUCGGAAUCUCUAGGUACUUCAAGGAUGAGAUCAAAGAAUGCAUAAGUUACGUUCAAAGAUAUUGGAGUGAUAAAGGGAUCUGCUGGGCAAGGAAUUCAAGAAUCAGUGAUAUUGAUGACACUGCCAUGGGAUUCAGGCUCUUGAGACUCCACGGCCAUGAAGUGUCUGCUGAUGUGUUUCAACGAUUUAAGAGAGGGAAUGAGUUCUCAAGCUUCGAGGGGCAGUCGACGGAGGCAGUCACCGGAAUGUUCAAUCUCUAUAGGGCCUCUGAGUUGAUCUUUCCAGGAGAGAAGAUCCUCGAGGAUGCGAACAGACAUGCAUUGAAGUUUUUGAGAUGGAAACAAGAAGCUAACGAGCUAGUCGAUAAGUGGAUCAUAACCAAGGACUUACCAGGCGAGGUCGGGUACGCUCUGGAUGUUCCAUGGUAUGCGAGCUUACCUCGUGUGGAGACAAGAUAUUACAUAGACCAGUAUGGCGGCGAAAAUGACAUUUGGAUUGGCAAGACCCUCUACAGGAUGUGGUACGUUAACAACAAUGUCUAUCUCGAGCUCGCAAAGCUGGAUUACAACAAUUGCCAAGCUUUGCACCUCUCCGAAUGGGACAAUUUUCAGAGAUGGUAUUGCGAGAGCAAACUCGUGGACUUCGGGAUAAGUGGGAAGACGCUUCUUUAUUCUUACUUUACAGCAGCAGCAAGUAUUUAUGAACCAGAUCGGGCGAGAGAGAGACUUGCGUGGGCCAAAACGAGUAUGUUGGUGGACGCAAUCGCCUCGUACCUGGACGGAGAGGGAACCUCUCGUGAGCAAAGAAGAGCCUUUGUUCGUGAAUUUCAGCAGUUCUCCAGGAAACAGAAGCACAUAAACGGGAGGAGCUCCAUUCCCAACAAGGGAGGACAAGGGCUCAUUGCAGCUCUGCUUGGAGCCCUAGACCAGCUCUCGUUGGAAGUCUUGGUGGCUCGUGGUGAAGACAUUGGCCAUGCUCUCCGUGCUGCGUGGGAAAAGUGGCUGAUGGGAUAUGAAGAGGAAGGAGAUAAGUACAAAGGAGUGGUUGAACUCCUCGUGCAGAUGAUAGCUCUCGGCGCUGGCAACAGUACUCCCUCGGACGACCUCUCGUCUCAUCCUCAAUACCACCGUCUCUGCAAUCUCACCAACACCAUCUGCCAUCACUUGGCUCAUAGCCAAACUGAAAAGGCAUGCGAAAACGAGAACGUCCAAGCAGAAAUGGCCAGGCAAGAGCUGGUGCAGCUGGUGCUCCAGGAUUCAGCGCACGGGCUCAAUAGGGGCGUGAAGGACACGUUCUUCGCGGUCACGAGGAGCUUCUACUACACCGCCCACUGUGAUCCCGGGAUAAUCAACUCCCACAUUGCCAAAGUGCUCUUCGAGAGAGUGAACUAAAAUUCUGUGACAUAAAUUGGACGACACACGUAUAGAUCCAUUGGACUUGGUUAGUCAAUUAGGAAAAAGAAGGCAAAACACAUGGAAUAAACAAGGAAAGCCAAUGUUUCAUAUGCAGAAGCAGAGGGAAAAUAUAAGUACUGCAUAGGAUGAUUGUCAAUGCUUCAUUUGGUAAAUUCGAAAGUAAUACUACGUACAUAUAAUUGAAUAGAUCGUGCCAUGACAAGAUGGCCUAGCGAAAACAAGCAAGUGACAUGGAGAAUGACUAUAAUAUGAGAAAGUUGAG
Syzygium oleosum is the source of this 2799-nucleotide messenger RNA. RefSeq names its product ent-copalyl diphosphate synthase 1. The record is from RefSeq and is a predicted model, not a curated record. The coding region runs from base 63 to 2513 and encodes 816 amino acids. The transcript is spliced from 14 exons. Lineage: Eukaryota; Viridiplantae; Streptophyta; Magnoliopsida; Myrtales; Myrtaceae. Gene Ontology annotation, molecular function: magnesium ion binding; terpene synthase activity. Gene Ontology annotation, cellular component: chloroplast. Gene Ontology annotation, biological process: gibberellin biosynthetic process.